AAAUCUUGCGACCUAAAGGGAUUUAUAGCACUGUCGGAAGAUUGUGGCCAGGCGCCAAACGAUCUCUUCGUGUGCUUCGAGGCGAUCGAGUCAUCGAUUGGCAUAGCAGGCUUGGGCAUCGCGGUCUAGGAGGAGUUUGUCGAUCCCUUCUCGCUUGUAGCUCGAUCAAAUGGCGGGGUCAGUCCACACGGACGACAGCGACUCGGAGCGAGCAGCCCGAAAGCCGAGCGAUGGCCAGCGCCCGGAAGAACUCCCUUUUGUUCACAAAGUAAGCGUUCCUCCUAGCACUCCGCUCCACAGUGGCAUCAAAGAUACGAUCAAGGAGACGUUCUUCCCGGACGAUCCUUUCCUCCAAUUCAAGAACCAGACCAAAGGGAGGAAGUUUGUCCUCGCAAUUCUCUACGUCUUCCCGAUCCUGGAAUGGGGGCCAAAGUACCGGCUCAACCUCUUCAAGCGAGACUUUGUCUCCGGCUUGACGAUAGCCAGCCUCUGCAUUCCACAGGCAAUGGCUUACGCCAAGCUUGCUCACCUCCCGCCCGAGUAUGGACUUUACUCGGAUGUUAUUCCACCUUUCGUUUAUGCGGUUCUAGGAAGCUCAAGGCACAUCGUCGUCGGACCGGUUGCUGUGGUGUCGAUUCUCUUGGGAACUCUCCUGAAUGCCGAAGUGAACUACAAGAAGGACCUUGCGACUUACCUUCAGCUUACAUUCACUGCGACGUUUUUCGCGGGGCUAAUUCAGGCUGGACUCGGGAUCCUCAGGCUGGGAUUCAUCAUAGACUUCCUUUCUCAUGCCGCUGUGGUUGGAUUCAUGGCGGGCGCCGCCAUCACUAUUGGCCUGCAACAGUUGAAAGGGCUGUUUGGAAUCACGGACUUCACUACGAAGACUGACAUCGUCUCAGUUUUGAAAUCCGUCUUUAGUCACACCCACCAGUGGAACUGGCAAACUAUCCUCAUCGGUCUUUUCUUCCUCGUGCUUCUACUCGCUGCCAAGUUUAUUAGCAAACGGAAGAAAAGCUGGUUUUGGAUCUCGGCAAUAGCACCGUUGACUGCAGUUAUCCUGUCGACAGCUUUCGUGAAAAUCACGCGUGUUGAUAGGCAUGGAGUUAUCACGGUCAAGCACAUAAACAAGGGACUGAAUCCUUCCUCGGCUCACUUGAUUCAUUUUAGCGGGGACCUUGCACUGAAAGGAGUUAAAGUUGGCAUUGUGGCCGGCUUGGUCGCUUUAACGGAAGCUAUAGCCGUAGCAAGAACGUUUGCUGCGCUUAAAGACUACCACAUUGAUGGAAACAAAGAGAUGAUAGCUCUCGGGUCGAUGAAUAUGAUCGGAUCAUUGUCUUCUUCCUACGUUACUACGGGUUCAUUCUCUCGCUCGGCAGUGAACUACAACUCUGGCUGUCAAACUGCGAUCUCAAACGUAGUUAUGGCAGUAGUAGUAAUGAUCGUCCUGCGUUUUCUGACACCUUUAUUCUUCUACACUCCGAAUUGCAUCUUGGCUUCGAUCAUCAUAACAGCAGUUCUCAGCCUCAUCGAUUUGAAGGCAGCAAAACUCAUAUGGAAGAUUGACAAGUCUGAUUUCCUGGCAUGUAUGGGUGCCUUUUUUGGUGUCGUCUUUGUCUCCGUUGAAAUUGGCCUUCUCGUCGCGGUCUGCAUUUCGAUGGCAAAGAUUUUAUUAUAUGUUACGCGACCUCACACCGCUGUUCUGGGAAACAUACCAGGAACUACUGUUUAUCGCAACGUCCAGCAGUAUCCCGAAGCAUACAAAAUCCCAGGAACUCUUCUUGUGCGCAUUGAUGCCGCCAUCUACUUCUCCAAUUCUAACUACAUCCGUGAGAGAGUUUUGAGAUACGUGAACGAAGAGGAGGAAGUGAUCAAGAAAGCCAACGGAACCUCACUGCAAUACGUUAUCGUCGACUUAACACCGGUUAUGAGCAUCGACACAACAGGAAUCCAUGCGUUCGAGGAGCUACUGAAAAUACUAAGGAAGCGAGGCCUACAACUAGCGAUUGCAAACCCAGGCUCUGAUGUCAUGGAGAAGCUCCACAUUGCCAAGUUUCUGGAAGAACUGGGCGAAGAAUGGGUGUUCCUAACGGUAGGACAGGCCGUACAAGUGUGUACCAGGCUGCUCAAAUCAGCCGAUGUUUAAAGGCCUUACUUUUGCUUGAAUGUAAAUUAAGAAUAUGCGAUGGUAUCU
Messenger RNA from Selaginella moellendorffii, 2191 nucleotides. Its product is annotated as sulfate transporter 1.3. Gene Ontology annotation, biological process: transmembrane transport. Lineage: Eukaryota; Viridiplantae; Streptophyta; Lycopodiopsida; Selaginellales; Selaginellaceae. The coding region runs from base 170 to 2143 and encodes 657 amino acids. The transcript has 13 exons. The record is from RefSeq and is a predicted model, not a curated record. Gene Ontology annotation, cellular component: membrane.